This is a messenger RNA of Wickerhamiella sorbophila, 267 nucleotides long. RefSeq lists its product as hypothetical. The record is from RefSeq and is a predicted model, not a curated record. NCBI's taxonomy places the organism in Eukaryota, Fungi, Ascomycota, Dipodascomycetes, Dipodascales, Trichomonascaceae. Gene Ontology annotation, cellular component: DASH complex; mitotic spindle. Gene Ontology annotation, biological process: attachment of spindle microtubules to kinetochore. The transcript has a single exon. The coding region runs from base 1 to 267 and encodes 88 amino acids.
AUGUCUCGUCGAAAGUCCUUGGCUCCUCCAGUGAAGGUGGACUACGAGGUUGUCAGUGCGGAUUUGACGACCAAGCAGCGGAUUGUUCUUGCGUCUUACCAAAAGCUGUUACAGCUGUUGAUUGACUUGAACGCGCAGGUCGUAGAAAUUUCAAAAACCCCUACUGCAACUCUGGCGCACCUGCGCGACCUAGAGUUACGGUUUUCGAUUGUACAUAACUCGCUCAAAGCCUCAAUUUUCAGUGUCGAUGCGGGGAAAAAGACAUAG